Molossus molossus (Pallas's mastiff bat) is the source of this 638-nucleotide messenger RNA. It is a transcript of the gene CYREN, whose product is annotated as cell cycle regulator of NHEJ. The transcript is spliced from 4 exons. Lineage: Eukaryota; Metazoa; Chordata; Mammalia; Chiroptera; Molossidae. The coding region runs from base 194 to 628 and encodes 144 amino acids. Gene Ontology annotation, biological process: negative regulation of double-strand break repair via nonhomologous end joining; double-strand break repair via nonhomologous end joining. The record is from RefSeq and is a predicted model, not a curated record. Gene Ontology annotation, cellular component: nucleus; cytoplasm.
CGCGAGCAGGCGGCGGGAGCCGGAAGUGCCCGGGCGGGCGGCGCUGGGCCGGUGGAGGAAUUAAAGCUUGACUCCCAUUGCAGGACAAACAGACCUAUAAUUCUUGGUGCGGUGAGAAAGUGGGUUUGCUGGCCCGAAUUAAAAAAGCAAGUCACUAAGCACGGGCCCUGACUCUUCAUCAGCGACGAGAGAGAUGGAAACCUUGAAUCCAGGGGAUAAAAAGAGGGUCCUUCCCACCUGGAUGACAGCCCAGGUGCCUGAGAAGAGAAUGGUGCCAGGGAAGAGCCCAAAGAGGAGGAGAACGCCAGCAGAGCCGACAGCUGCAGCAAGGCUCCCCACCGCGAAGACGGUGUACUGCAUGAGUGAAGCCGAACUCGUCGAUGUUGCUCUGGGGGUCCUGAUUGAGAGCCGGAAACAGGAAGAGCUGCCCCUGGCAGGCACUGAUAAGCCGGAGCUGUCCCCCGUCUGCUCAGAGGGGCCGAGUUCUCCUGGGGGCAGUGAGGAGGAGGCCUACGGCAAGGGUGCCCUUCCCCCAGGCCUCGGGCCUUCUCCGCCUGAGCCCGCCUGCCCCGGGCCCCCUGAGGAAGACGACGCCUUCAAGUACGUCCGGGAGAUAUUCUUUAGCUAAGGGACAGUUC